GAGCGACGACUCGUCGCCCCGCAUGCCGGGAUCCCUGCACGACGGACGUUCCUUCCUCGGCCACAUCCUCCACGCGUGGACGACGAAGCUUCCCGUUACCGUGGCGACGAACGGAGCCGCGCGUCUGUACGCGACGCUGCGCGCACAGCAGCAGCCAAUCCAUGGCCAGCCGAGCGACGGAGCGAUUGCCGUCUAUUUGUCGAACGAGAUCACGCUGUCGGCCCUCAGUCUGCUGGACACGAAACCCGCUACCGCCGCGCUGCACAUACUCAACUGUCUGUCAAGGCUGAGCGAUCUCAAGCGACCGGAUCUAGUGGAAGCUGCAUGCAAAGUGCUGCUACCGUUCGGUUGCGACGACGUCGAAACCUUCCUGACGGGGCUCCCGGCAGAGGGCGCCACCGCAGAGCACGCCGCGACAGACGCGCCUGCGAGUGGCGCCAUCUAUCGCGGCCUGCGAGCGUUCUACUACCUCGCCGUACUGAGGCACCUCAACGCCCGCGGCAACAACCGCGACACGAAGGAAGCAUUUGGAGAGGAAGCUGCAUCGGGGGAAGCUCUGGACGGGGAAGGUCCGGGAAAGGAAGCUCACGCGGUAGACGGAGGGACGAAGGAAGCCUGCCAGAGUGGAGGAGGAGAGGAGGCGGUGUCGGGGAGAGAGAGCGGGAGCGCAUCAGGAGAAGUCGGAUCCCAGCGAGCAGACGUGGAGGAGGAGGAGGAAGAGUCAAACAUCGGUUGAAGUUAACGUUAGAGCGACGACGGGGCUGAAGAG
Molecule: messenger RNA, 769 nt
Organism: Priapulus caudatus
Lineage: Eukaryota; Metazoa; Priapulida; Priapulimorpha; Priapulimorphida; Priapulidae
Exons: 4
Coding region: 23-736 (237 amino acids)
Source: RefSeq, a predicted model, not a curated record